Messenger RNA from Podospora pseudocomata, 2229 nucleotides. RefSeq lists its product as uncharacterized. The record is from RefSeq and is a predicted model, not a curated record. The coding region runs from base 643 to 2229 and encodes 528 amino acids. NCBI's taxonomy places the organism in Eukaryota, Fungi, Ascomycota, Sordariomycetes, Sordariales, Podosporaceae. The transcript has 2 exons.
CUUCUUUUCAUUCCUUGAACCCUCACCAGAUCUGUUCACAUUCUCUUCCCAUCUUCACCCACCACCACCACCACCUUCACUUGCUUCUUGGCAGAUUCGACAACUCCUCAUUUCGGCUCUAUUUCAUCGUCUUCUGUCUUUCCGCCAGCUUAUUCUAAUUACCAUCUUCAUUCUGGAUUCGCUUCUUUAUUGACAAUCCGGAUCUCAACACGGCUCGACACGCCUUCAAUCUUUGAAUUACGCCUUCAGCUCAAAAGCACAGUCUUCAUCUUUUAAAUACCAUGCCUUCGGUCUAAAUAGCGUGGGAUUUGCUAUCUUGAAUAUAUUGUUUUGCGCCUUUCCCAAGCGACACGCCCUCUACACAUACGCACUUCCCACUCCAAAGACUCCAAAGACACCAUCACUCUUCACGGCUCAUCUCAACGACGCCAAAUCUAUUCUGCUCUUCCAAAGAGACCACGCCUCCAUCCCAAAGACAUCACUUUUCUUAUCAUAUUGAUACCCGCGAACACACUCGACCUCACUCGACAGUUCCUGUUCAUUUUCUACCUGGACCUGGUAGAGUCCAUCGUCGAGCAUUGUCCCGUUCCCUCUCCAAUACUACCAACCUGGAACUCGGUGCACCAAUCUCAGCAGCUCACAAUGACUUCACCCAAGAUCAACAUGUGGCUUGAAAGAGCCCGAGGUGAAUUGACAAGGAGCGAACUUGUCGAACUUCUUACGGCUAUCGGAAAGCAUCUUGCCGAUCAUGGAGAGCAACCGGGAAUCCAUACACUGUUGGAGGGCGCCUCACGUCCUUCUUCAAGCGUUUCCCCAGCUACGGCCAGCUCUGAUCAGAGAACAUCACCUUACCCUAAGAGGCCUCUGCCAUUGCCCAUCUCUCAUCACCAACGAGGAAAGCCACGUCGCGUUAGCUACAAACGGUCCUCGCGCUCCCCUGCCUCAGCCCGGACAGACAAGGACACCGACCUUGCCUCCCUUCUUUGUAUGCUGUGUUUGGAAAUCGGGAAAACUACCCCCUUCAAGUAUAAAGCCGAUCUUGUCACACAUUUGCUCAAUUUUCACCUCAAGAACCACUGUCAGUGGGAGUGCCCCCAGAGCGGCUGCGGCAAGCCGUUUGACUCCACUCAUGGAAUGAAAGAACAUCUGAAGGAGGCUGGCCAUGAAACGAUUCACUGUGGGAAACUGGAAGACUUACUGGAAGACUGCAAAACUGCAUUAUGCCCACAGGUCGUCUUUGCAUGUGGUGCAAAGGUUUGCAGGGAGGUCUUUAUAGUAUCCGACCCCUCCGAACCUGCAAGAAUUGCUGCAACCGCUAAAGACUACUGCAAGCACAUCGCCAACCACAUCGUCGUAGGUCACGAGUGGUCUUUUUCAAAUCGUUUCCGGAAUCUGAUGCGCCAAGAUGGUGUGUACGAGGCCUUCACGGCUCGGGGCAACAACGUGGAACACUUCAAUUGGCAGCCGCAUACCUCAUUCGUGUUGAGGAAGGUGUUGGAGACUCGCCAUUUCAAUGCUCAGGAUAUUGAACUGUUGGUCCUCUGGGCUGAAAAGCUCGGCUUCGGAUCCUACUCCCUACCCACCUCGCCGAUACCGACAGAGCCACUCUUGGGCAUCUCACUUCCUAAAGAAAGUGAGAGCUGUGCCUGGUGCAACAGAAGUCCCACUGCUUUAUUGCCCCCUCCCCCCCACAACGGGAUUCCUUUUCACGGCUUCAGUUACUCGCAGGCCUCUGAGACCCCGACUGGAGUGGCUUCACUACCGGCAUCCAGUCAUGUUGAGUUUGUGGCUGCUCAAAAUGAGAUGGGCCGAUCGCUUACAGGCAUCAAGGGCAAUCUAGAAGGCUAUCCUCUGGGCGUUAGUGCCAGCUUUAUUUCUGGCCAGACCGCGGUUCCCGCUGGACAUGGUCAACUGUACAUCAACUAUCCCUCAACCUCCCAGCAGCCUUCUACAACUCGGCCGGCUUCUUUGAUGGGCGACAUGCAUGCGCCUCAUGAGCCACUAUCUGGGAUCAACGACCAUCUCAAUGGCCUUCCCCUGGCCGGCACGGGCAGCUUAUUUUCUGCCGGUCAAACUGCUGUUGCGUUUGGAAUGCACACCAACGAUCCCUCGGCCUCCCAGCAGGCUUACACACCUCGGCCGGAUCUAGUGGUGGAUGAAUAUGAUGCACCCCAUGAAGUGGAUCAAGAGGACACUCCAGUUUGGACAAGGAACACCUACGACCGCUGA